Messenger RNA from Diaporthe amygdali, 1521 nucleotides. RefSeq lists its product as uncharacterized. The transcript has 3 exons. Lineage: Eukaryota; Fungi; Ascomycota; Sordariomycetes; Diaporthales; Diaporthaceae. The coding region runs from base 1 to 1521 and encodes 506 amino acids. The record is from RefSeq and is a predicted model, not a curated record.
AUGUUUCGGGAUGAGACGGUGAAGGUUGAGAAGAGGGUACGCGCAUCCUGGGGGGCCGAGGAAGGAAACCCAUCGUCGUCGGCCUCGUCGUCGUCGGAGGUCGCCUCACGCCCCGGGCCGGCCAAGACCAAGAGAUCUGCCUCCAUAGCGUCGUCAGCAACUUCCGGGUCAAUAAAUGUACCAACUCCGCCGUCUUCCUUCGCCUCUACAUCCCCGACCUCGCUCGACUCGCCGCACGCCAGAAGUGGGAGCUCCUCGCCGCUCGUUGCAACAAGUAGCCCUACGACGGCACUCUCGUAUGGCGAGGGCCGGGAGUUGUCGAAACUUCCUCUGGCCAUGACUACCGACCCAGCCGAGCUUGGUCUCUCGUUCUACGUCAAGCACUACAUAAUAGGUUACCCAGAUGAAGUCAGGAGGGCCGAAGAUCUCAGCAGUCAACAGUGGUUUCGAGGCCCUUGUUCCCAAGCCACCAUGGCCGCCCUCGGCCUCGCUGGGAUGGGGAACUUGCACAAUGACAAGCAACUACAACAUCUAUCGCGAGUCAAGUAUGGCGAGGCUUUGAUAUUUACAAAUGAGGCCCUGCGUGACUCUUUAAAGAACCUAGACACAGCCAUCAGAACGACCAUCAUGCUUGCUUUGUACCAGUGUGUCCAUAACACACACGAGUCACAUGAGAACCUUGUACCAUGCAUUACAAGCGGCAUGAGUAUUCCAGACAACUUUUUCGACUGGAUCCGGGAGAGCAGAGCCUCAGACCUGCUACCUCAAGACGAGAAGCCAGGGGCCGACCUCAUCCCCAUGAUCGCACGGUUUGCGCAGCUCAACGCCACACUGCGCACCAGAGUAUUCACCGACGGGGACGAGUCCACAGCACACAUCCUACAGCAGCUUCUGGCAGUGGACGCGGACAUGGACGAGUGGGAGUCGUCACAGGCGGGGAAAUGGCGGUACGAGGUCCUCAGCUCGCCGGACCUGCCGCGCGAGGCCGUCUUCCGCGGCACGUACCACCGCUACUCGGACGUGUGGGCGUCGCGCAUCUGGAGCCACUUCCGCUGGGCGCGGCUGCUGACCAACCAGCGCAUCCUCGAGCUGGCAGAGAGCCACCCCCGGACCGCCGCGGGCGCCGUGCCGCCGGGCCCGCGGCAGGAGCGCAUCCGCGAGACGGUGCGGCGGCUCGCCGUCGACGUGCUCACCUCGGUGCCCACGCACUACCGGCACCCGCGGCUGACGUGGAAGGAUCUUGACCUGGUGCAGACGCACGGCGGGGCCGGCGCCGGCGUCGUUGGGAUACCGCACCUCACGUUUAACCUCCGCGUCGCCGCUUGUGCGCCCGGCGUGCCGUACGAGGUUUGGCGGUGGGCGCUGGACGUCCUGGACACGGUGUGGUCCGACCUGGGGAUGCUGCACGCCAAGAGCCUCGCGGACGAGCUCAGGAAACACCGGGACAAGCUGGACAGGGCCGAUGCGGGAAGGAAGCUGAAGGUCGAGGAGGCCGAGAAUGCCCAGGGAGAGUGCCUGUGA